Molecule: messenger RNA, 3170 nt
Organism: Solea senegalensis (Senegalese sole)
Lineage: Eukaryota; Metazoa; Chordata; Actinopteri; Pleuronectiformes; Soleidae
Gene: phf21ab
Product: PHD finger protein 21Ab
Exons: 19
Coding region: 406-3048 (880 amino acids)
Biological process (GO): negative regulation of transcription by RNA polymerase II
Cellular component (GO): histone deacetylase complex
Molecular function (GO): chromatin binding
Source: RefSeq, a predicted model, not a curated record
CAUUUGACCAACUUUCACAAACACGGGCGCCGACAUCGAGCGUUUCGUGGCGGACAAAGGAGCCUGAGCGGGACGGUGGAGUAGUUUUUGUGUCCCUUCCUCCUGCUCCGGAGCGCAGGGAUCUGUGCUGUGCUGCGGCCGAGCUGAAUGAGAUUGAAGAAGAGUUCUUCUUGUUUUGUAGCUUCUGUUUCUCUGUUUUUACACAUUUUUUACUCCAACCAAACAUCAAAUCCGGCGGCCGGACAGAGCGGUGCGGGCAGGAGGCGGCCGUGCUCUUCGUACGCUGCUCUUUCACCGUGGAUCGGCUUCUUACACAGAUAUAUAUUUAAUUAAUCCAGAGGAGGACUGCUGCUGAGGCAGCACAGAGGGGUGGAGUCCAGUCCCACAGCCAGGUGCGGCACUUUAAUGCUUCAGUUGGAUGGUUUUCCUACUGGACACGCUGUUAAGGCUGAUCGAUCGGCUGACAGACUGACUGGAUCCAUGAUGGAAUUACAGACGUUACAGGAGGCUCUGAAGGUGGAGAUCCAGAUCCAUCAGAAACUGGUUGCUCAGAUGAAGCAGGAUCCUCAGAACGCAGAUCUGAAGAAGCAGCUGCACGAACUUCAGGCAAAGAUCACAGCGCUGAGCGAGAAACAGAAAAAGGUGGUGGAGCAGCUGAGGAAGGAGCUGCUGGUGAAGCAGGAGCCCGAGGCCAAGCUGCAGCUGCAGCUCCAAACUCCUCCAGCAGGGGGCGACAUCAAGCCGGCCAACCUGCUGCAGAGCCAGCAGAUAACUGGAGGACUGCAGCAGACGCUGACGGUGACGCCGGUCCUCACCACAAAGACUCUACCUCUGGUGCUGAAAGCUGCCGCCACGCCCGCCCUGCCCGGCGCCGUCCUGCCACAGCGCCCGCCCACGGUCACUAUGGUAACCACAGCUAUCACCAAACCCGACUUGCAGAACACCCCCAUCAACCUGCAGGUGGCCGGCAAGCUGACCAACCAGAGCUUGGAGCCCGUGCGGCUGGUGUCCAAGAACGCUAUGGUGGCCACCACCACCACCACCACCACCGCCUCCACCGCCCAGCCAAUCAAAGUUCCUCAGUUUGUCCCUCCUCCUAGACUGACGCCUCGGCCCACCUUUCAGCCACAGGUCAGGCCCAAACUGGCCACGCCCACCAACAUCCCCAUCGCCCCGGCCCCUCCCCCGCCCAUGAUGGCGGCCCCCCAGCUGUUCCAGAGGCCCGUCAUGUUGGCCACCAAGCUGUCGUCCGCGCUGCCCUCAGCGGCGCCCAUCCACCAGGUCCGCAUCGUGAACGGCCAGCCCUGCGGCAAGACGGGCUCCACCCCGCUCGCGGGCAUCGUCAUCACCACACCUGUCUCUGCCACGCCCACUCGCCUCGUCAGCCCCACCCAGAUACCCAACCCGAUUCCGGUGCAGCCCAUCCAGAUCAGCAGCCUGACCACUGAGCCCAAGCAGACUGUUAAAUCGGGAGGCGGAGCCGAGCAGAAGGUCGUGGUCAGCCUCCCGUCCUCCUCCUCCUCCUCCUCCACCACCACCACCACCACCUCCACUCCUCCGCUAUCUCCUGCUCCCAGACCCAAGAAGGAGGAGAACCCGGAGGUAAAACUAGCCUUCAUGGUGUCUCUGGGUCUCGUAACACACGACCACUUGGAGGAGAUUCAGAGCAAAAGGCAGGAGCGAAAGAGACGAACGACGGCCAACCCGGUGUACAGCGGAGCCGUGUUCGAACCCGAGAGGAAAAAGAGCGCAGUGAGUUACCUGAACAGCCCUCUGCACCAGGGCACCAGGAAGAGAGGUCGCCCACCCAAAUACAGCAGCGUCCCGGAGCUGGGCAGCCUCACCCCGGCCUCCCCCUCCAGCCCCGUCCAUCCCCUCCCCCUGCCCAGCCCCAGCUCUGGGGAUGGAGACAUCCAUGAGGAUUUCUGCACUGUGUGCAGACGCAGUGGCCAGUUGCUCAUGUGCGACACGUGUUCUCGUGUUUAUCACCUGGACUGCCUGGAUCCGCCCCUGAAAACCAUUCCUAAAGGCAUGUGGAUCUGUCCAAAAUGCCAAGAUCAGAUCCUGAAAAAAGAAGAAGCCAUUCCCUGGCCCGGAACCCUGGCUAUCGUUCAUUCCUAUAUCGCUUACAAAGAAGCUAAAGAAGAGGAGAAACAGAAGCUGAUGAAGUGGAGUUCAGAACUGAAACUGGAGCGAGAGCAGCUGGAGCAGAGAGUCAAACAGCUCAGCAACUCCAUAACAAAAUGCAUGGAGACCAAAAACACCACCCUGGCUCGUCAGAAGGAGAUGCAGCUUUCCCUGGACAAAGUCAAACACCUAAUUCGCCUCAUCCAAGCCUUCAAUUUUAACCAAGCUCUGGCAGAGACAGAAGGCAAAGACAUCAGUGCCAGGGUCCAGGACAGAGCUGAGAGUAUGCUCGGCUCUGAAGCCGAGAGAGAAGCCAACUCUGUGGAGAACACUAAGACUGAGAGCUCCUCAGCAAACAGCAACACUGAUGGAAAUGACAAACAAGAGCAGCAUGGAGUCACAGACACAGACGGCACCCAGACAAAGGCAGCAGCUGCAGCUGCAGGUGGAGGAGGAGGAGGAGGAGGAGGAGACACCAAUGACCAGCCUGUCCGGGAGGUCAGCACAGUCCUAGCAGCAGAUACUAGCCCCAGUGUAGGGGCAGCGGCCAAGGCUGGGUCUGGGGCAGGGGGAGGAUCUAACACAGGGACCGCACCGCAGUCGGAGGUCGUGACCAAGUCUGAGACCGCUUCGGUGGUUGAUGUUCCCACCACUUCAGCGGUCGCGGCUGUUGCCACCACCAACGGUACGGCCGAGUCGUCCUGCCCCGACCACAACCCCGCAGGAGAUCGCUCCAUCAACACCACCACCAACAACUCUGAGAACAAGAUGGCUGCUGUCAACCCUGCAGAGACAGCGGUGGAGAGGAAACAGGAGGAGAUCACUGACAGUGACGGCAGCAACACCAACAACAGCAAAACCUCAGAACCCUCCCAGCAUUCUUUGCCAGCUCUUGUCAGCAGUUUGGACAAUAAAAAGUAAUGCUAUGUCUCAUGAGUUGCGGGGAAUUGAAACAUAUAUAUUAAAAAAAAAAAGACUCUUGCUUGCACCUUAAGGUGCCCUGAAGUUGCCAAUCUGUAUAAAUGUUGUUUGUUUGCAUUGUA